CGCCUCCCAAUCACCACACAGGCGCUGCUGGGCUCACACGCAGUAGCAGGCCAGGCAGGUGCUCAGGGGGCGUGGGCGGCUCAGUAUAAGGUGCCGCGCGGGGCCUUCCUCCCCAGACCGCUCCUCGCCCCGCCGCCAUGAACACCCGCGUACUGCUUCUGUUCCUCUGCUGCGCUGCGGCGCAGUGGACGGCAGGGCACUCGGCGAGCAAGGUGAACAGAGACUAUACCCUGUACGCCAUGGCGCCUGAGCACCGCGGGUCAUACUACGUGAAUCCGAAGGGCGGUCGUUAUAACUACGGCUACAAUACUGGCGACGGCAUUGCGAAGGUGGAGGUGCAGCAGCCCGAUGGCUCCAUCGUGGGCUCCUACCGCUACUACGAUCCAAACGGGAAGCAGGUGGUGCGCUCCUACGUGGCGGACAACAAAGGCUUCCGCGUGUUGGGGAACGACCUGCCCAUUAGUCCCGACACGCCGGUCUCGCACAUCUCGGGUCUGCCAGCCUUCACCGGCGCCGUGGAGGGCACUGACACGUUUGACAUUCCACCACCUUUUAGCUCCGUCUCUCACAUUUCGCAGCUGCAACAACAACAGCGGCCUCACUACCACCAGCAAGUGAAAGAGCAGAAGCUGAAAGAGCAGCAGCUGCUUCAACAACAGCAAGCUGAAUAUCGAAAACAACAGGAGAAACUCGAAGCCUUAAGGGAACAACUUAGGGAAUUGGAAUUACUUCAGCAGAAACUUUACGGUUCCUUCACCUCACACAAUUACCACACGACGUCACAGCACCCCACUCAUCUCAGGCCCAUCCGCAACCACCUGUCUCACGGCUACACGUCUCCCUACCGAUACUUUGAAAAAGAUUUCAACUACGAUUUUCCAGCAGGAUUCGCCUACUCUGGCCUGCCCACUCUAGUCAACGCGCCCCGCAAGACUCACUACCCUCACCCCACCUACACUAUCGGCAGGACUCGCUAACGAUGCUUCCUGAGUUAGCCGUAAUCUAAUUACUGUACAAUACAAUCAAACGCCUUAUCAUUGACUCUUUAUGACUUGUAGGUAGGAAGAUGACAUGGUAGUGGUAGUGAAAUGUAAACAUUUAAUUAGUAUUGAUCAAUCCAUUUUAAAAGUCAGUUUUGAAGUACAAACCACUAGGUGUUUCCUGCUGGGGGAACAGUCUGUCCACCCUUUUGGGUGGCGUGGCGGUGGUGGUCAAGGGAGUGGCAGACCAGAGUCAGGUGGCUGGCUGUGGGGAAGAUUCUGACGAAAGGGUUUAAUACUAACAUUAAUACAUCUACAUCGUGGAGGCGGGUCUGACAGGUGGCCCUGCUGUGACAGGUUCUUCACUGCCCUGUCUUAACCAAUGGUUUGAUAUUUUUAGAGUAAGAUCGACACUUUUGUUUUUGGAGGUUCGAGAGUAAUUCUAAGGACAUAAAUAUCCUU
Messenger RNA from Portunus trituberculatus (swimming crab), 1442 nucleotides. RefSeq lists its product as uncharacterized. Gene Ontology annotation, molecular function: structural constituent of chitin-based larval cuticle. The record is from RefSeq and is a predicted model, not a curated record. Gene Ontology annotation, cellular component: chitin-based extracellular matrix. The transcript has 3 exons. Bases 138 to 977 code for a protein of 279 amino acids. Lineage: Eukaryota; Metazoa; Arthropoda; Malacostraca; Decapoda; Portunidae.